AUGGAGAAGAGGACAUACACUGUGGAGUGGCUAUCUGAGAGCAGUAAGAAAAGCUGCACUCACCCUAAUGUGGCUUUUAAACAACACAAACUGGCCCCUGGUUCCCAGUUCAAGGACAGAGACAAUGUUGCUAUGUCUACGGGUGGGCAGAACUAUAUACCCAACAUUGGUUACAGAAGAAAGGACAACUAUGGUGUCAAGAAACUGCUUGUUGACGACAGGGCUGCCGCACCGCUGUCACUUAAGCAGAUAUCACAAGGUAUUUAUUUAUUGUUGCUAUUAUUUUUAUUUCAGAAAAAAAACAAAACAAUUUUUUUCAUGCCUGCACCUAUGGCUACAGUAAAUCAAUGUAUACACCUAGGGGGGCAUAUUUGUCUGUGUAGCUAAAAUGGACUUAAGACAGACAGCAUUUCACAGAACUCAUGGAGAGAUAUAAAGGCUGUAUAUUUAGUCAAACUUUGUUUUAUGACUGAUGAAUGUCUAGGGUGUGUUUUAUUUAUAUAUUUAUAUACACACACGCACACACACACACACGGUAAAUAAUUUAUAUAACAAUGUUUGACUAAAUGCAUAGCCCUGUUGCAACGUUUCUAUAUUAUAUAUAUAUUAGUAUUUUUACUUUUUGUUUGGUUAACUGUAAAUACAUGAUUUUAGACUUUCUAAAUUUCCAUGAAAAUAAUAUCUUUUGUAUUUUAGUAACUUUUUACAAUGUAUUUAUUAAACAGUGAACUCUACAGAAGUGGAAACUGAUUUUGUUGCAAAAAAUAUCCAAUUUAGAUAUUUUUUUUAUAGAAAGGUGUGCAACUCAGUUUUUACUUUACUGUUUAGUGUAUAAACCCCUCUAGGAGUAGUAGAAAUGAGUUGAUCAGUCCCUCCAGUAUGGAUAUGGUUAAAGGUGGAGCUGAACUGUACAGUAUCUGUUAGAAUCUGUAGAAUGAAUGAAACACAAACUAAAAUGAUUCUGUACAAUGCCCUAAUCUGGAGAUGUCAAACAGCAGAUUAGAUUGUGUUUAGAACCAAUAUAUUGGAAAUAGGGACAUCUGUGGGACAAAAAUGUAUUGCAUAAGUAAAGAAGUGAUCUUAUUUAAAAAAAAAAGGAAUAUAUAUAUAUAUAUGGAAAAGGGGAAAAAAUUCUAAAGCUAGUUGGAAAACUAGCAAUUUUUUUCUUCAAAACUCUCUCAUCACUAAAAUCAAAUUGUCACGAAUUCAAAGUGAAUUUCAAAAUUUAGGGCAAAACAGUGAAAUUAAAGCCAUAGCUGAUUUUUAAGCUACUUGGCCUAUAAUUAGAAGUUCAAGUUGAGUUUCAGACUUUUGACACUUUAGUAAAUAAAUUGGUCAGGAUUAUUCACUGAAUUGUAGCAAACUGAAAUUGAAUGGUGGAUGUAAGGCUAAUAUAAUGGAUUGAGGAAAAAGAUAAUUAUCUGGUCUAAUCAAGACUUGUCUGUUUUAGCCUACAUUUUGCUAACUAAAUGUUUCUGGUCAGAUGUCAGCACCCAGGAUGUGUUAUGAAUUCAUACAGUUAUUCGCUAUUGUGUGAACUGUCACAAAUUAGUGAUGUCCCGAACGGUUCGCCACGGACUCCAGUCAGCAGACACAUUUCAGCCAAUCAGCAGCAGACCCUCCCUCCCAGACUCUUCCACCUCCUGGACAUCUCACUAAGAAUGCAGCUUCACAAUGGAUGCUGUCCAGGAGGUGGGAGGGUCUGGGAGGGAGGGUCUGUUGCUGAUUGGCUGGAAUGUGUCUGCUGACUGGAGCCCGCGGUGAACCGUUCGGGGACAUCACUAUCACAAAUUAACACUGCAUUAAAAGUAAAUAUUAAAGUGUAUUGAAUUGAAAAUCAUAUUGCGAAAUGUAGGAAAAAGGCGCUAGUUUUCAUAAUUUAAUACAAUGUUUUAAUAUUUUAAACAACGUGUUUACAUUACCCAUUUGCAAGCAGUAAGGUUCUAGAAUGGCAGUUUUAUAGUGGAUUCCAAUGGUUGUCAUUACAACCAUUACUGACGCCAUUUCUUCUUACACAGUUAUGGCUCUAAAUUUUUGUAUAUUAAAUGGUGAUUUCGUUUUUUUGGGGGGGUUAUGGAGGAGGGGCAGGUAAACUGAUUAUCUUGUGCUUCACUUAAAAGAUAUGUUUGUUCACUAAACUUAAAUGUAGAGAAAACCGAAAUUGAUCAAUUUAGGCAGAAAUAGUAAAUAUGGAAACAUUUUGUAACUUGUCUAUAGUCACAGCCUAUCAGGCUGAAAUAAAAUAUUUAGCGUGAUAUCCUGUGACUAUAGCCAAGUUAAAGAAUGUUACUAAAUUGUUUCAUCUAUAAGGUUAUUCAUUAAACUCCAAAUUGUAUCAAACUAAAAUUCAAAUUGCAAAAUUUAGAUUAAACAACUUCUCCAACUGUUAGUCUAAAAUUUGCAAUAUAUGUUUUUGAAUUCACUAUAAUUCAGAAUUUAGUAAAUGUAUAGAUUGGUCAUCAGCACCUCAAUGGUCAUUGAUAAGUUGUUUCAUUUGUUUGGUCUGAAUUGUUUUACAGAACUCCCUGCGUUAAGGGAAGUGUCUGCCACCAGAUCCAGCCCUUUAAAGGAUGAUGAUGUCUGCUCGGAUGUUGACAGUUUAAAAAGCACAGAGUCCACAGCAUCAGAGGAUGAUGCAUCUUCCUCCAGACCUCGAACAAAGUUUACAGAGGAGCAACUUCAGGAGCUAGAAAAGAGCUUCUUGGAAAAUCGAUACAUUGGAGCCAGUGAGAAGAAGCGGCUGUCCAGGGUCCUGAAACUGUCAGAGACACAGGUAGGUGUAGAGCUGGUCUCGAUUUUUUAUUUGCUUGAGAAUGAGAUGUCCUGAGCUGGAGCAAUAUGAUUGCGUAAUAUCAAUAUUCUUCACAUUUUGUCUAGGUGGACUACAAAGAAAGUUAUGAUAGAUAUUCCAGUUUCUUAUAAUCACAUAAUGUUAAUAAAUUAACUCUGAAUUGUAACAAGUUAAAAUUCAGGCUAAAAAUAGCCAAGUUGAGAGUAGGGUAAUUUGUCCAAAAAGAUGUUUUAGCUUUAAUUUAGCCAUUUCAAGGUGAAAGGGAUUCUACAGUGCCAGGAAAACAGAUUUCCUGGCACUGCAGGACCCUCUAGUGCCCCUCUACCUCCUACAUCUCAUCCCAAGUUGCUGAAGGGGUUAAAACCCCUUCAGUGACUUACCGGAGUCCAGCGCCGAUGUUCCUCGGCGAUGGGUCAGGCUCCGCCUAUGCUCCUCCCCCGCCAACAUCAGCUGGCGGGGGAGACCUACUGCACAUGCUCGGCCAUCGGUAGAGACCUAAUGCGCAUGUGCGGCAAUGGCUGCGCACACGCAUUAGACCUCCCCCAUAGGAAAGCAUUGAAUAAUUUCAGUAAUGGAUUUCACCGAUGCUAGAGGUCCACACAUAGUGUGAGCACGUCCAGCGUUGCUUUAAACCACUUAUCGUGUUCUAUGAACACGGAUGUGUCCUCUAGUGGCUGUCUAGUAGCUGUCUAGUAGACAGCCACUAGAGGAGGAGUUAACCCUGCAAGGUAAAUAUUGCAGUUUAGAAAAAACUGCAAUAAUUACAAUGGCAGGGUUAAGAGUAGUGGGAGUUGGAACCCAGACCACUCCAAUGGGCAGAAGUGGUCUGGGUGCCUGAAGUAUCCUUUUCAUUUGCUACAAUUUGAAUUUAGUAAAAAAAAAAAAAUGUACAUUACUUUAAUUAGCUCCUAUUCCCCCAUCCUUAAAUCAGGGUCCUAAAAAGGACACUAUAAUCACCAAAACUAGGACAGCUACCACAGCCACUCAGAGAAAAGGCAGUGUUUCUAUUACUGCCUAGGAACAGCUCUUGCAGAAUUCAUGCAGAUGGCCUCUAAAAAAGUGUUUCCUAGUCCAUUGUUGCACAGUGCUCUGCAUUGAGACGCUGAAUGUUCCCCAUAGAGAUGCAUUGAUUCAAUUCAUCUCUAUGAGUAGAUGCUGAUUGGUCAUCUCAAUAUAUUGUCAGACAUGUAAUGAUACAUAUUUGUAUCAUUAAGCAUGAUGAUCAUGCAUGAUGCUGCACAGGAACAAUUAAACAGUAUAACAGUUUUAAUCACAGAAAAGUUAACAAGGAAUUGGCAACGUAACUUCACAGUGGUUAGCCCUUAACCCCUUAAGGACACAUGACGUGUGACAUGUCAUGAUUCCCUUUUAUUCCAGAAGUUUGGUCCUUAAGGGGUAAAAGAUGCUAUCUGCAAACGCAUUAAGAACACAAACCUGUAUUCAAAAAGCUAUAGUUUCUCUGUCCCUAUCUAGUUUGAUUGACACCCCAUUCUCCCGUUUGACAUAAAACUUGUAUUUAUUUUAAACUUACGUUUUCACAGUGCCGAGACUCCCUCGGCACUGCUCACCUCUCCUAAUCCAGCAGCGUCAUCAAGGCGGCAAUGGUCCAAUCCAAAGUUCCUCCUAGAGGAGCCUUGUGCACCUGAUGUGCUUGCAGAAGCACCUCUAGUGGCGGUCAGUGUAACAACUUUAACAUGAACAAAAUGCUAAUAAAAUAUUUAUUGUGCUUUCAGAUUAAAACAUGGUUUCAGAACCGGAGGAUGAAAUAUAAGCGACAAAAACAAGAUGCCCGAGUGGACGCCAUUUUUUCCAGACUUUACUUUCCGUACUACGGCUAUCCAGACAUACAAACCCAAAGCUGCUCUCUACAGCCAGAUGUUGCAAUGCCUGUACCUCUUGCACCUCUCCCACCACAACCGGCAACUCUACCUUACAGUCCAAUGCACGCAGCCAUUAGAGCAGGCCUACCAGGACAUCACCCCCCAACCAACAUACUGCCCCCCACUAACUUCAGGCCCUGCCCCCUGCCCUCGAUGUACCUUCGACCAAUGCUCAAUGAAGGAGGUGGAGUGAGAUACAGCCAGUACUAA
This is a messenger RNA of Pelobates cultripes (western spadefoot toad), 4881 nucleotides long. NCBI's taxonomy places the organism in Eukaryota, Metazoa, Chordata, Amphibia, Anura, Pelobatidae. The record is from the annotation of a GenBank genome assembly.